CCUUGCCUCUCACCAUCAUCCAUCAUUUCCAAUUUCUCCAUUUUUCAAUCGGCGUGUUGACUCGGCGCGCACGCUAGCCUCACAACCACGCUAGGGUAGGGUUUCACACCAUCUCUCUCCGUUUCCGUCUUCUUCUUCAUCUUCGUCUUCAUCUUCGCGUCGUUCAAACCUUCAAUUCCGUUCUACGAUUGCAUCUACGGAGGGUACCAGAGAGAACAGAUUAGUUAGAGCAGGCCAAGGCUUCAUCUCCUGGUUCUGACCCUCUUUUUUUCCCUCCCAUGUGCGAUCUUGGCCUUCGACUGGCAGAAAACGUUCACGAUUUUGAGGGUUUUUAAUUUGGUCUUGAUUGUGUUACGCUAGGAAGAGGAAAACUAGAGAGAGAAGGAGAAAAAGGAUCAAUUUUGAGGGUAAGAAAUUCUCUCUUGGGCACUGAUCUUUUUUUCGUCUUCGGUUGACUAUACACGAGCUGGACCUUCGAAUUCGAGGCGCAUUUGAUCUGGGUUGACAAAUCCAAGAGAAGGGUAUGCUUUCUGCCUCUUUGAUUCCGAAUUUAGGGUUUUGUUUUGAUUCCGAAUUUAGGGUUUUGAUUUGUCCAUUACUUUGAGUAUCGAUUUGGAGUUCUGGGUAUUGUUUUGGAUCCGGAGAAUGGUGUGAAUUUGUUUUUGAUUUGAGGAAUUAUACUUCGCUUUGGGAUUAUUGAGCUGGUUCAGAGUUGUAGUUUGUUCAAAUGGAUAAUAGGAGUAAGAACAUUGAUCACUUGGGUGUUAACAAGAUGGGGAAAAGCAUAAGGAAGAGCCCUUCACCUCAACAGAAUUUUGCUGCCAAUACCAUUAGGCAGCAGCAACCUCAACCUCAGGUCUAUAACAUUAACAAGAAUGAUUUUAGGAACAUUGUUCAGCAGCUAACAGGCUCGCCUUCACGAGAUCCACCGGCUAGACCUCCCCACAAUCCUCCUAAACCCCCAAGCGUGAGGUUGCAGAAGAUCCGGCCACCUCCAUUAUCACGAAUGAACAGGCCCCAAAUUCCGGUUCAUCACCAUCCUCCUCCCCCGGCCCAGGCUCCGCCCAUGCCUUCCCCAUCAGUUCCUUACAACAAUGUCUUUGCUAGACCACUGGCUCAAUUUGGUCAGCCAUCUCCGCCAAUGUUGCCCCUGAAUUCUGGUGACUUGGGCUGGGCAAAUACAGCUGACUCUCCUAUCUCAGCAUAUAUGCGAUACCUUCAAAACUCGAUUUUAGAUUCAGGACCAAGACAAGGCCAGCCUAGAUUUCAUUCACAACCUUCACCUCAGCUACAGCCUCAUGGUCCUGGCCAAAUUCAAGAUCAGCCUCCACCUUCUGUUUUACUCGCUGGCCAACCCGGGCCUCCUCUCCCCUCUCUGCAGAUGGGUGGUCCUCCCCCCCUUUUACCCUCUCCAACUUCACAAUUUCUUUUGCCAUCACCUAAUGGUUUCUUAAAUUUACUGUCUCCGCGCUCCCCUUAUCCCUUGCUUUCUCCUGGGUAUCAGUUUCCUCCACCUUUGACACCCAAUUUUGCAUUUUCUCCCAUGGGUCAGCCUGGCAUUUUAGGUCCUGGGCCUCAUCCUCCUCCUUCUCCUGGCCUUGUGUUUCCACCAUCCCCUGCAGGCUUUAUACCUGUUUCAAGUCCAAGAUGGAGGGAUCAAUAGUCCUAGACAGCCGUAAGCUAUCUGUUGUUUCCAUGGCUCAAGCCUCAAUCAGGACAGUAGUUUUGCUGACUAACCUUUUUCAGAUGGAAGCUUCACUCGUGAAAAUCUGAUGUAUACUUGCAGAUCGAGUUAUCUGGAAUAUGUACUUACCCUUCCCAUUUUGUUAUUUUCUUUUGUCAAUAUUGAUUUCCGCACCUGUACUGCUGUUUUGAUUAUGUAAUAGUCACAAUCUUUUUUUUUUUUAAUUUCCUUGGGCAAGUUGAAUUUUAGUUGACUUAGUGAAGUUCAGUGAAACCAUCCAAACAAUUCAACCUUUCUGUAAAAUGUGAAGAGGUAGUAUGUAACUCUGCCUUAAAAGUCUUUGUUUUCCUGUAAUAUUGUCAAUUAAACUGUAAUUACUUUUGAUUUCAUUUUCA
Molecule: messenger RNA, 2079 nt
Organism: Diospyros lotus (date-plum)
Lineage: Eukaryota; Viridiplantae; Streptophyta; Magnoliopsida; Ericales; Ebenaceae
Product: protein HAIKU1-like
Exons: 1
Coding region: 728-1663 (311 amino acids)
Source: RefSeq, a predicted model, not a curated record